Molecule: messenger RNA, 385 nt
Organism: Symbiodinium pilosum
Lineage: Eukaryota; Dinophyceae; Suessiales; Symbiodiniaceae
Source: the annotation of a GenBank genome assembly
GGCAGUCGCGACCUACACCAGUUCUGCGGCAGCGCAACCCAUCGUGACGUAUCCCGACUCGGCCGCUGCAGCAGCCCCUGCGGUUACCUAUGUGUCCCAGGCUGCCGGACUGCCUCAGGCACAAUCAAUGGUCAUGAGCUAUGGUCCCAUCACUUACGCGCCACAAACAUUGGAUCACAGUCAGGGAAGAUGGUUUGCACCCGGUGAACCCCUGCCUCCGGGCUUCAUGCCAGUGGCUCAUCCAGAGGGCCACACCGAGCCCAAGGCGGAACAUGCCAUGACGGAGGCAGUGAAAGCCAUGAAGUUCGCAGGCGUAGCAGCCCCCCCAGGCGCUGCGAAGGACAAGAAGAAGAGCAAGAAGAAGAAGUCGUCCGGUUGCUGCUGA